CCUGUGGAACCCGCGAUGAACAGCUGAUCCUCUUCGCACUGGAUAAAACCAAUCACAAUGGUCAACGCCAAGUCAUAAUUUCUCAUCCCACGCAUGGCACUAAAAGUCUCUGGAGAAGCAGACAAAGGAAAAAUCACUAAGAGGAAAAAAGUGUGGAGACAGUGAAGGAGUGUUUUUAUUUUAAUCUUUUCACCGUGUGGACCUGUUGAUCAUCAGUCUGACCGACAAGCCUACCUGCCUCCUGCGCAAUUAUGUUAUUGCCAGCUUUCCUGCUUUUCACCUUGUCGCACUUUUUGGCGCCGCUGUUCCUCUGUUACCUGCCUCAAGUCUCCGCACAGAAACCUGGUUCACGGUGGCUGAUUGGAGACAGGGACAGUCACUGUGGGGUCAUCUGCCCUCGGACGCAAGGAAAGCCAGUGUGUGGCUCGGACGGGCGGAGCUAUGAGACCGGCUGUGAACUGCAGAGGGCGCGCUGCAAAGAUAAGACACUGACACUGGCACACCGCGGCCGGUGUCGAGGUAAAAACUGGGUGAGAAUCGAUCAGUCGCCGGUGGCUCCGGCACCAACUUCCCCGACUGAGGGGAGAGACUUAGAGCUAAAAGAUGCAGGUCAGUCCAAGUGUCGCGUUGAGAGGAACCAGGCUUUGGAACAAGCCAGGAGACCUCAGGAGUCCAUGUUUAUCCCAGAAUGCAAUGAGGAUGGGACAUUUGCUCAGGUGCAGUGCCAUACUCUGACAGGUUACUGCUGGUGUGUCACCAGUGAUGGCAAGCCAGUGAGUGGCUCCUCCGUGCACAACAGGACCCCGGUGUGUUCAGGAAACUUCCGUGAAUUUAUGGGAACUCAUGCUGGGACAAGUGGAUUGUCAGGGUCAGUAACUGAUAAACCACCUGGGCCACCGAACUCUGGUAGAAAAGUCUCUUUCCGUUUCUUUCUCACCCUCAACCCAGACGAUGGCUCCAAGCCCACACCCACCAUGGAGACUCAUGUCCCGCCAGAGGGUGAUGAAAUAACUGCUCCAACACUGUGGAUCAAACAGCUGGUUUAUAAGGAGAAUAAGCAGAACAGCUCCACUUCCAGGAAACAAGAGAAAGUUCCCUCUUGUGACCAGGAGAGACAGAGUGCCCUGGACGAGGCUCGGCUGAAUCCUCGUGAGGCAAUUUUCAUCCCUGACUGUGGGCCCGGAGGGCUUUACAAACCUGUCCAGUGCCACCAGUCCACAGGUUACUGCUGGUGUGUUCUGGUGGACACGGGACGGCCCAUUCCUGGAACUUCCACCAGGUACCAGGCGCCAGAGUGCGACGGUGCUGCACGUUCUCGCGUCUCGGACACAGAAGAUCCCUUCCAAGGCAGAGACCUGACAGGUUGCCCAGAGGGGAAAAAAGUGGAAUUCAUUACAAGCUUGUUAGAUGCCCUCACCACAGACAUGGUCCAAGCCAUAAAUUCACCAGCCCCCUCUGGUGGUGGGAGGUUUGUUGAGCCUGACCCCAGUCACACUUUAGAGGAGAGGGUGGUGCACUGGUACUUUGCCCAGUUGGACAACAAUGGCAGCCAUGACAUCAACAAGAAGGAACUCAAGCCUUUUAAGAGGUACCUGAAGAAGAAAGCCAAACCCAAGAAAUGCGCCCGCAAGUUCACCGACUACUGUGACCUGAAUAAGGACAGGGCCAUUUCCCUGCAGGAGCUGAAAGGCUGCCUGGGCGUCAGCAAGGAGGGUAGCUCAACGACAAGCAGCAACCAAGGGACAAGGCAAGGGACAAAUUUGUUCAUAGGUCGUCUGGUUUGAGAAGAGAAGGUUCCCGAAGCUGAGACGAGAGCAGAGGGCACAGAGGGAAGGCAUCUGUACGCUUGCUGACAGGAAAGAGAAAGAUGGAGCAGAAAAAAUUAAGAAGUUCCUGAGCUGUUUAAAAAAUGAACAGAAAAAAGAGAAAAGAAAACGAAGCGGCGCCAAAAUAUUUGCACUUUCUCCUCCCUAUGUUUGACAUUUUAUCUGUUUGUAUGUUUUUUUUUCUCUUGAAGUGAAAAAGUCUAGGUAAGACUGAGAAUAUAUUUGUAAAGAGAUGACAGGCUCACCACUGGAAGAGCAAGUAUGUGUAUGUUACCACAUUUCCCUUUGUGUUCAGUCUGCUGUUGCGAUUUGUUCUGUCCUCAGAUAACAAGAAGAGGUACUCAAACACAAUUUGUGACUGUUAACUAAAACAUUUCCCCUGUCGCUUAUAGCAGCAUACAGGCCAGUGGCAACCUGCUAAAGAGAAACUUCCAGUGAGUCACAUUCAGCCCGACUGUGGCCCGAUACACUCAUACUCCUAAAGGAAGAGCUACGGCAAUGUAGACCAAUUCAAACAAAUGUGCAAUGCCGUAUAUGAACAUGCAAUAUUAAGUGAACAGCAUGUAUUAGAUUUAAACUGUGACUACGGAGUCUAAUUCAUCAGCACAGAAUUAGCUGUAUGAAUCCCCUUGCACUGUACAGAACCUGCUAGAAACAUUAACAUUUCGGCUCAAGAAUCAGAUGUUUGUGAACCAAGUCCAAGAUGUGUUACGUCUGGUUUUUGUUUAGCACAUACCAGUGUUGGGGAAAGCUAGCUUGAAGUAAGUAGUUACUUUACUUGCUUACCACAUAGUUCCCCGAGGUGCAACCCAAAAGCAAUGCAAGACCAGCCUGUUGUAUGUAGUUUGUGUUUUCUCAGUUUAUACCAUGUUGUCUGCACAAGAUGCCUUUAAUGUUUUUCUACUAUUUUUUUUUUUUUAAUAAAUGGUCCCGCUAACAAACAUUUGAUAAUAAUAAAAAUAACAACGUCAAAAAGGAAAUAGUAACAGAUUGUGAGAAUUGAACAUUGUGUAAAUCGGUUAUCAAAAGUUGUGCAUCCCCAACACUUAAUACAGAAACUUAGCAUUAUCCUUUUUAUCCAGUAUAAUUUAUACUGUAGCAAGCAGCUGCUGAAACAUACAGUACUUGUAGAUAUUAAAGCUGCAGAUUUUUCUUUCCACUGAUGGUUAGCAAAGUCGUAAACCAGCGACAGAUAUACAACCCUGACAUGUUGCUUUAUAAAGUUUUUAUGGCUAACAUUAGGCCACAGUUGCCUCCAUACACAUCUAACAGACACAGAGAAACAUUGCCAACCCAAGUCAAAUAAAUACUCUUUUUUUAGGGUCUCCACAAACUCCAAGGACAGUAUCUGGCUAUUUAGCAGCUAAUUGUUCCAUCUUCUUAACCAGCAACUUUACUGUCAGAUACUCAGCAGAUGGCAGACAGAAGGUUUAUCAGAGAUUUCCUGAAAACAGUUUGAGAGCCCAUAAUAACACUGACAGUGAAAAAUACAGGAAAUUGAGCUAAAAGUAUCUAUGUAGCUAUGAUUGACAAAUACAUGCAAGCAUUUGAUUUGGUGUUUAUCCAUAUAAAACUGAUUCAAGUGGAAAUAGACAACGCUUUGCUUUAACUUAACAUUAUGAAGUAAAUGUUGAUUGCACAGUGUAUUGGCUAUACAAUAAUGACACCAUCAGCAUUUAGAGUGGUUCCCUAUAAGUCUCGCUUUCACUAUGCAAUUCUCUCUGCCACUGGGUAUAAACUCGAGGGAAUAUGAAGGCUUGAUUUACGGCACAAAGGAAGUCCGUCAACUACUGCGCAACCAAAAGAGGACGAGGAUAUUGUGUUGUUUUACCAGAUAGCUAUUGGUAGCUAUAUUUCAUAAUAAUUUUUUUUUACCUCUUUCUAUUGUCUUAUUGCUAUAUGAUAAAUGUGGAAUAUUGCUCAGGCAAAUCUGAUUUGACACACUACUUCAAUCUAUCAGUCAAUGUUUAUUUAUAUAGCGCCAAAUCACAACAAAACUCAUCUCAAUGCACUUUUCACAUAGAGCAGGUCUAGACCAGACUCUAUAUGUGCGUACACUGUGCUUCAGUUGCAUUGAGUAUAAAUGUGUCUUUUGAUUUGUACAGGGCUGUCUUCCUGGUAGCUACCACAGCUAAUAUGAAGAAAGCCAUGUAGAAAUCAGUUAGCUAAGCUAACAGCCUUACUGCCAGGGAAUACUGGACCAAUAUCCCGUCAGAUCGAUCUACUGUUUGUGCAAAGCAACAACAUAUCUCUAGCUAUGUUAGUACUAUGCAAUGUACAUCAUUAGCUUUUUGCUGUUUCCAAAUUCAUUAUAAAACUGUGAGAAUUUCAAUUAAUCUCUCAGUGAACAUUCCUUCUCUCUCAUUUCCUAAGUGGUGUUGAUCAUUUCAUCAUAGAUGUACAAUCUGAGGAAAAGAGAAAGCGAUCUGGUUGUCUUUAGUGACAGAGGGGCAAACAGUAAUACCACUUGUAAAAGCUAGGGGGGAUGGGUGAGGGUGAGCAUAGGAGUGGGGGGUAAAAAAGUUGUCUGUUUCCACUUUAAUACAGCUUUAAAUUCAAACCAUGUUGAAGUUGUUGGUGUACACAUCUUUUCUCACGUUGUAGUUUUAUGUUAUCGGUUAAUUUUAUGUUGAGAUACAAGUCAUUAUGGCCAGUUUUAUUACUCUACACAAUCGAACCUGGAAAACAGUGGAAAAGUGUGGUUUUUCCAGUGUGCUUGAAUUCAGUGCUGUUGAGUUUCUUGAGAAGUGUUUGGAGUUUGUUGGUUUCUUCUGGUUAAUAUUAAAAAUUACAAAAACAUCAAGUCUCGGACAAAGA
Messenger RNA from Scomber scombrus (Atlantic mackerel), 4643 nucleotides. It is a transcript of the gene smoc1, whose product is annotated as SPARC related modular calcium binding 1. The record is from RefSeq and is a predicted model, not a curated record. Gene Ontology annotation, biological process: extracellular matrix organization. Bases 252 to 1784 code for a protein of 510 amino acids. Gene Ontology annotation, cellular component: basement membrane. The transcript has 15 exons. NCBI's taxonomy places the organism in Eukaryota, Metazoa, Chordata, Actinopteri, Scombriformes, Scombridae. Gene Ontology annotation, molecular function: extracellular matrix binding; calcium ion binding; heparin binding.